AUGACAAUGAGCAAAAGAUGUUCUGAGAAUGAGGAUGAGGUUGGUCAGAUUAGGACACUGAUUCAAGAGCUGGGUGCACUCUUGGGGAAGUUUAAAUUGUCGGAGUUUAUAUGGUGGAAUGAUCAUGUGAAGAAACUUGAUAUUCCAAAUGAAGACAUUUGGGUCGAGUACCUAAAGUCAGCGCCCUAUGCCAAUGGCACCCCCACUUCGGUGCCCCUCAUCUUAGUUCAUGCGGCAUGGGUCGCCAUCUCGGUCUUGGCAUCCUCAGCACCCAGCUCUUACGUGAGGGCCUUCCAUGAACUCCCAUUUGACAAGACCACCAAGGCACCCAUCCUGCUUGCCCAAGACUGCCAAGGCACAGCCUGCUCUCCAAACAUGGAUCGUCGCCACAGCAGCCCCGCUCACUUGGCCUGCUUGCCUCUCCACAGCGCGUGCCCCAGCGCGCUUAGCUUGAAUACUAGCGGCGCCCGAGGCAGGCCCAUACACCUGCGCGCCUCCCUCUCUCGCCUGACUUGCUCGCCAAGAUUGGGGUUGCCAUUGCUUGGGCGCCCAAUGCCUCCUCCUCACACACUCCAGACGCGUGCACAGCAGGACAGGGCAACUGGUGAGUAUGCUACAGGCUUUGUGGAGAUGGAAUCUGAGAAUGCAGGUGAAGGUGGUAACCUGACUGGUGAUGUAUUGUCAGUUGGGAUGAUGGAAGAUGGAGGGGUAUCUCAAUGUGUGACUCAAAGCAUGGACAAUGCAACCGUCAUUCCUCAAAGUCGAAAACAAAGGAAGAAAAAAGAUAAUGUUUUGAUGGAUGCAAUGACGACAAGUCUUGGACAAAUGAUUAAGGUGUUUGGUGCCUAUGUGGAGAACAGUGGAAACCAAUUGGCAAGUAUUGUCUAUUGGGUUGGGUAUGAGCAAGAUGCAGCAAUAGCACACAGAAACAAACUUGUUGAAUUUCCUAAGAUUGAAGGCCUUUCUAUGCAACACGGCAAUGAGGAGGUGUACAAAAUUGCUUGUGAUUUUAUUAAG
Messenger RNA from Ilex paraguariensis (yerba mate), 1017 nucleotides. The record is from the annotation of a GenBank genome assembly. Lineage: Eukaryota; Viridiplantae; Streptophyta; Magnoliopsida; Aquifoliales; Aquifoliaceae.